Vitrella brassicaformis is the source of this 3377-nucleotide messenger RNA. The record is from the annotation of a GenBank genome assembly. Lineage: Eukaryota; Vitrellaceae.
ACGACCCGACACCGACCGACAAACUUCCUUACUCGUACGGCGCAUCUCAGCCAGUCACGUCAACUGACUCUCGUAUCAAUCGGUCCUGCCCACCCUUCUCUCUCAGUUUUGAUUUCGCAUGCUUUGUGUGUCUCUCACUCGACUAAGUUUGUAGGUCUCUCUCUCUCUCUCUCUGUCUCUGGUGGGUAGCUAGGGCUCUUCUUUGAUAGGUGUGCCCCGCGAGAACUCCGACCGGCGGCCUUUGAGGCUCAUCUGGCUGCCACGCCGGCCGGGAUGGCUGCCAUACCACACACCAAAGAUCAAACAACACAUCAUGGCACAGACGACAAUCUCGGCUUUUUCUUCGAGGUCGCGUGCUUGCGUACCUCUCCACUUCGUCGACGUAUUGGAAAUCGAUUGCGGCGAGGGGCACCCAGGAGGGCUCCCAUUCAACGGGGUCGGCGCCCUGGGGGAUGGCCCACUUGAGCAGCGCGUCACCCGUGACGUACCUGAGAUCUACCACUUCGGCACGGCACCAACCGUACUCAUCGUACCACACCUGAUGUACCAAGAAAGGAAACCCGAUGGUGUCUCGUGUCUCGUUCCGACGAGGGAGGCAUCGACCUGUAUCUUUCGUCCGGGUGCGAUCUCGGCCCACUCUCCCUGGGUGACGGCAAGGGAGCUGCGGAGCUUGGCUGCCACCUGCUCGAUGGUCUCGACCUGCUGGUCGGCGAUCUCGGUCUCGAUGGGAGGCGGCACCUGUCAUUCAGGCAGGGAUGACACGCGUUCGGGCAGAGGCGAAGGUGAGUCUCUGCGUGUGCAAGUGCCUUGAUGAUGGUGCUGCCGGUCAUUCGGAUGAGGUGAAAGAUGAGACACACGACCGACAGCGUGGCAUACGCCGCCGCAAACCUCCACUUGUAAAACUCCGUCAGCCCCUGUAUGAAAGGACACGCCCACACACAGAAAUAGGCAUAUCAACGAAGCCCCCCCCUCUCUCCUAUGUGUGUUGAUAUACUUCAGGGUAUGGGUACUGGAGGUCGGUCCAUCCAAAGAUGCCUGUUUGUGACUGGUGGAUCAUGCCAAGUCCGGCCAGGAGGGUGCCCACGAGGCCCCAGGCGGCGGCGAGCAGCAACUUGCGGUCGAUGAGGUACACCAUGAUGGCCGUCCAUAUCACCGACGAGAAGAUCGAACCGAGACCGAAACCGCCGAGACCGAACCGAGAGGGGUCACUCUCCUGCACACACACAAAGAACGAAAGAAGUUACGGAUUGCGGUGUGGCUCCCUCUCCCUUGUAGGUCGUGCGUGUGCUGUGUGGACAGGUACAGAGAAGCUGCCGCCGGUGCCUGCGGCGAAUUUCCAUCCCCAGUCGGCCAGCACGGGCAUCAGACCCACAGCAAAGGCCGGGAAGUGACGCACGGCCAAACCCUGCACACACACAAGCACGCCACAAAUACCAUACAGCAACUCACGUGUCUCCCUCCCCAUCACCCCGCACACCCACCCCCGCGGCGUCCAUGAAGAUCAUGAGUCCCACGAAGAUGAUCAUGGGCGCGACGGCCCCCUCGGGCACCAGCUUGAGGAUGGCGCCAAACACGCCGAAGAGCGACAGGGCGCUGAAUACCACCGCCACCAUGCCGGCGUAGUAGAUGGACGCACCUGUGUCGUAUGUAUGCGUCGGCAGUGAGUAUAUCAUUUUACAUUAAUUCUUCAGUGCAAAGUGCAAGUCUGUCUGUCUCCUGUUGGUUCAUCCAUCCCUCACGCACCCAUGCGUUUGUACGCCGGCUGACCGAUGUACACACCGACCGCCAAAGGGUUGCCCAAGAAAACUGCACACCACCCACGGAGACAAUCCAGAUGAUCAGCCAGCGAGCGGUCGACUGGGCACAUCAAAUGCCUGUGAUGAGGUUGAGGGCCCCGUCGAAGAGGAGGCAGGUGCGCAUGGGGUAGCGGUCUCCGGUGCGGCUGGCGGAGUAGACGUUGAGGAUGGUGCCCAUCGAGUUGGUGACUGCACGCACGUGCCACAGACAGAUGGAUGAGCGCAGGCAUAGAGGUUCGGUCGGUCCUUGUUCCCUUCCCACUCACAGGCGAUAGGAAUGAUGGUGCCGAGAUACCUGACGGAUGGAUGGAUAGAGACACGUGACACAAUGAAUGCAUUCAGGCACGUGCAAGAUAGCUGGGUGGCUAUCCGCCGGUUUGGCUCACUCACUUCUGCAGCUCGACGAAUCCUGACAUGUCCAGGCCAACACCCUCAGCAGACCAGCCUACAAGAAUCAACCACACACAUGCAGGGGAUUGGUCGCCCAUUUCCUGCCACACCACACCCACCGAUUCCGAGUCCCCAGAAGGUUAUUUUGGUGGCGGCGCCCGAGAGGUCCUUCAUGGAGACGAACCCCUGUAUGGCGCCGCCCACGGUGCCGAAUACCAGCACACACACCGCCACGGGGAUGUACCAGAACUCGACCUCCGACAAGUAAGUGAUGCCACACAGAGACACAGAGACAUCCAGCCAUUGCAGGCCGGAAACCCGUGCAGAGGGGGAGGGGAGAAUGGAGAGAGAGGAAAGACAUGCCUUCACUCGUCCAGUCCCUGUCUCACCCGAUGAGGGCCAGGACGAGUGGGAGGAAGCCAAUGAGCGGCGCCAUGAAGAUCUUGCCGAACCACUCCACGCCCAGCCACGUCAGACCGAUGGCCGCAAGGGGCGUCAUCAGACCAGCGGGGGGCACCACCUUCUCCACGUAGUUGCCCACCAGCGCCACACACAUGGAUAUCACGCCUCCUAGAAUGUUCCUGCACAAAACACAGGCCAGGGGCACAAAGAGGCAGCAAGGGAGACAGAAUGCACGAGCUCCUAGUAGGGGCACUGACUCACGCACCCGAGCACUGCGAUUUUCCAUGCCUCCUCGACCACUUUGUUGACGCUGGCGUACUUGACGGUGCUCUCUCCCUUGCCGGCAAUGAAAGCCAUGCCCUCCCCCAUGAUGGGCGCCAUGAUGCUGAAGAUGAAGGCGAACCCCGCCGGAGACGAAAUGCCGAACGGCAUUGCACAGACGUCUCUGCGCCCCUCCCGCUUCAUGAGCCAAGCGCCCAGCCACGCGUAGAACAUGUUGCUGAAGAGAAGGCCGACCCCUGCAGCUGGCAGCACUCGGCCGAGGAUGAUUUUGUCGCAGAGCGGCUCCAGUGUGUCGUUUGCCUGCAGGACGUUGCGCAUGGCAACCAUGAGAGCGAGGGCGGUGCAUGUGUUGUCCAUGAGCAGCUGGAAGAAGGCGUUGAGCUCGGCAGCCCAGUUGGUCUUGUCGUCUUUGCCGCUCAUGGUGGAUCAAGUCUGUCGGAGGCUUCCUUCUCUUAGUCAGAGCAACUCAAUGUAGGGCUGCCUUGGGGAUGACGACCAGGCGUGGAC